GCGCAUUUUGAAUAUCCCAGCUGCACGGCUGCCAGACCCGCCAUUGUCACGAUCGAGGAUGUCAAGCUAGGCAGAUAAGUGUCUACGAUCCAUCUCAUCCUUUGGCAAGAUGGUCUUCUAACGCAAUCGCCAUGGGUCACACCUCUAAUUUCGCGCCGUGUAAUACUUGCCUAUACAAGCCAUACAAAUCUCAGAACCUUCACAGGCAUCACGAUACCAACGUCAUAUGAAGUGUCACCGACAGUGGCGCUACCUCCAAUCCCGUACUUCGAGCUACUCGAGACUCGAGACGUAGAUUACAACUGGGAACUGUCAAGAAUACCUAGGCCAACUGCAUCUUUAAGCUACUUAACCAAAUGGCGCUUUUACAUGCCGCGCGGAAACCCACUGGUAUCAAGAACGACGGAUAUGUGGAUCCGCUUGUCGAACGGGGAGCAUAUUACAGAGUGCGCUAGCCUACGUCACAGACGCCUCUCCACACAAUCUCCACAUGUUUCUCGCAAUACCAGAGCUCCGUGCGCUUAUAGAAGCACAGCAAAAACAGGCCAACACGAAUGCCAAGGAACAGGAAGUAACAGACGAACGUGCGAACUUCUGGUUCCCAACUCUGACGAUGAAUUUGGAAGUGAAAAUGGCGCUUCCAGAGCGAGGUGUUGAGUGGUUGACUGUUAGAGUGACGACGAAGCAGAUUAGGGAUGGUAGGUUUGCUAUGGAUUUACUUAUAAGGGAUGUGGAUGGGAGAUUGUGGCUUUGAGUCAACAGGUUGCGACGAUUCUAAGUAUUGAACGGAAUAUGGCGAGUAGGAAACCGAAGGCAGUACUGUAAAGAUUCAGGAUUGUUCCUGGAGAAGAAGCUAGCAGUCAGUCAUGGUUGUUUUGUGUGGUGCUCUGAGAACGGUGGCUGGUAGGGAAUCGAGGACUCUAUUUAUGAACUCGUGUAAUUUGAGUGAGAAUAUCAACGUCAAAUAGCUCGGCGCGAGAAAUUAGAUAUCUUAAAGUUAACAUCUGGCACAAUACAAAUGAUCCUGCGCAUUUUUAACAGUCAAAGCAGAAAGAACCAACUUUUUUAAAUAAUUUAAACAAAGAUAGAAUACUUUUGAAAGUCCUAGGUCUUCCAUUCUCCUCACUCUCUGCGGCAAAUCGUAUAUUCUUCUA
Molecule: messenger RNA, 1154 nt
Organism: Sclerotinia trifoliorum
Lineage: Eukaryota; Fungi; Ascomycota; Leotiomycetes; Helotiales; Sclerotiniaceae
Source: the annotation of a GenBank genome assembly